Molecule: messenger RNA, 1539 nt
Organism: Ustilaginoidea virens
Lineage: Eukaryota; Fungi; Ascomycota; Sordariomycetes; Hypocreales; Clavicipitaceae
Exons: 3
Coding region: 1-1539 (512 amino acids)
Biological process (GO): ubiquinone biosynthetic process
Cellular component (GO): mitochondrion
Source: RefSeq, a predicted model, not a curated record
AUGGUCUUGAGCCGAUCAUGGCUUCCGGCUCAACGGCUUUGCUUGCCGCUCGCGACGUUUUGUGCCCGUUCCUCAUCCGUCGAGACACGAUCAUCUGAUGCGCCAUUCCGCUUAGCAAUCGUCGGUUCUGGUCCCGCCGGGUUCUAUACGGCUUACAGGGUGAUGACAAAACUCUCUCAAGCCUCCGUGGAUAUGUACGAAUCACUACCUGUCCCAUUCGGGCUUGUCCGCUAUGGUGUUGCCCCUGACCACCCCGAGGUUAAGAAUUGCCAGUACAAGUUCGAACAAGUGGCUUCCUCCCCCAGAUUCAACUUUUUUGGCAAUGUCGCUGUUGGGCAUUCUAGUUCGUCUGGCAAGCAGUGCACCGUGGGUCUGGGUUCUUUGAUGCACCAUUACGAUUCUGUGCUUCUGGCUUAUGGAGCUUCUGAGGAUAAAAAGCUGGGUGUUCCCGGUGAGUCUACUUUGGAAGGUAUCUAUUCCGCUCGUCAGUUUGUUGGCUGGUACAAUGGUCUCCCUAGUUGUGCAACGCUCGAGCCGUUAAUUACCAAGGCGGAGGAUGCCGUCAUCAUUGGGCAGGGAAAUGUUGCUCUUGAUGUAGCAAGAAUCCUCUUACAAGACAUCGAUGUCUUGAGAAAGACAGAUAUCGCUGAGCAUGCAUUAGAAAGAUUGUCGCAGAACAGGAUCAAAAGUGUCCGUAUUGUUGGAAGACGAGGCCCAGUUCAGGCUGCUUUCACAAUAAAGGAAGUUCGCGAAUUGAUGAAUCUCCCUAACGUGGCGUUCAAUCCCAUUCAUCGAUUUUUGAUACCGGAUGAUUUGAAAACGUUACCCCGGGCGUCAAAACGCUUGAUGGAGCUUAUAUUAAAAGGAUCCGUGACCCCCCCGAACCGUGCGUCGAGGAUGUGGUUCCUCGACAGCUGCUUGUCUCCCAGGCGCUUCAUCGGGGACAUACGGGCACCUUCUUCUGUGGCAUCCAGUGAAUUCACCGAGAUGAGUCUACUUGAUGCUUUUGAUCCUUCGUCAAGAGCGACUGCCACCGACAAAACUGUUCGCUUAUCUUCUGAUGUCGUGUUUCGUUCCGUGGGUUACAAGUCAGUUGCCCUCCCGGAAUUUUCAGGUUUGGGCAUUCAGUUCGAUGAAUCACGAGGAGUUGUGAACAACGACGGUUUCGGUCGGGUAACGCAAGUUCUGAGUGAUGGAGAAGCAACUAUUUCGAGGCAUAUUCCGGGCCUGUAUUGUGCAGGAUGGGUCAAGAGAGGACCAACAGGCGUAAUCGCGUCGACGAUGCAAGAUGCGUUCAUAACAGGCGAAGCCAUUGCACGCGAUUGGAUAUCGGGAACUAAGUUCCUUAGAUCUGAUGUGCACAGUGCGGCGCCAGGUUGGGAAGGGGUACGGCAAGAGGAGUGCUUACGAAGUGACCUCGCUGUAUCUUGGCAGCAGUGGUUGCAAAUAGAUGAUGCUGAGAAGCAGCGUGGUAAAGAAAAAGGGAAGGAGAGGGAAAAAUACACAGAUACUGAAGCCAUGCUCGCCGUCAUCAGAUGA